Messenger RNA from Mytilus californianus (California mussel), 6248 nucleotides. Its product is annotated as dual oxidase 2-like. Lineage: Eukaryota; Metazoa; Mollusca; Bivalvia; Mytilida; Mytilidae. The transcript is spliced from 31 exons. Gene Ontology annotation, cellular component: plasma membrane; NADPH oxidase complex. Gene Ontology annotation, molecular function: calcium ion binding; heme binding; superoxide-generating NAD(P)H oxidase activity. The record is from RefSeq and is a predicted model, not a curated record. Bases 76 to 4821 code for a protein of 1581 amino acids. Gene Ontology annotation, biological process: response to oxidative stress; superoxide anion generation; defense response.
CGUGGUUUCACAAAUAACUUCCUCAUAUGUGAGGUAUAUCAAAAAGUUGACAAAAGUGCAGAUAUAAGUUUGUAAAUGUAUUUUCUGCACAAGAGAAAAUUACAAAUGACAAGUUACCAAAUUUUCCUGUUUCUACUAUCUCUUCCACUGGCAGCCUGUCAAGGUGAUCCUCCUCCAGAGCAUGAACUUCCACCAUUUGAUGGUUGGUUUAAUAAUUUAGUCCAUCCUGACUGGGGAGGAAUUGAUGGCCAGCUUCUAAGAAGGUCGGUACCAAAGUAUGCCGAUGGAGUUUACCAUCCGUCCGGCGCAGACAGACCAAAUCCCUUUGAACUCAGUAAAGCAGCACACCACGGAGAAGCAGGAUUGGGUUCUAAGAGAAGCAGAAACGCUUUGCUCGUAUUUUUUGGCCAACAAAUAGUAGAAGAAAUUUUAGACUCCCAACGGCCAGGUUGUCCUAUAGAAUAUUUCAACAUUCCAGUACCUCCAGAUCAUCCCUAUUUACAAGGAAAGGAGAGUUUAGAAAUGCCUUUUCCAAGAACAAGAUACGAUUCUAGAACUGGAUAUUCACCUAAUAACCCGAGACAGCAGCUAAAUGAAAUUACUCCAUACAUUGAUGGAACAUUGAUGUAUGGACCUGGUAAGGCAUGGACAGAUGCUAUAAGAGAGUUUAAAGGUGGACGAUUGAAAGCGAAGGUCCCUGAUCCAUUACGUAGGAAGAUAAACGAAAGCUUUCCAGCAGAUAAUGACAUUCGUCUUCCUUUUGCUAAUCCUCCAGCUCCAAGGGACCAUUUUCUUAGACCAGUCAACCGAUUUUGGAGAAUUGGAAAUCCACGUGGUUUUGAGAAUCCCUUUCUCCUUACUUUCGGCGUUUUAUUUUUUCGAUGGCAUAAUUAUGUGGCAAAAGAACUUGAAACGGAGCACCCGAAUUGGAACGAUGAAGCACUGUUUAAUGAAGCAAGAAGGCUAGUGAUAGCUUACCAUCAGAAAAUUAUAAUGCGUGAUUGGUUACCAAGAUGGCUUCAAAUAACAGACCCAGCGGACAGUACCACCUUUUUCAAAGUUCCCAAUUAUUAUAGAAGUCAGUCAGAACCUUGCGGAGAACAGUUUUGCUUCAAUGGUUACAGUUCAGAAAUACAUCCUGGUAUUACCCAGGAAUUUCAAACUGCUGCAAUGCGAUGGGGACAUACGGUAGUUACACCUGGUAUUUGGACUAGGGAUGUCAAUUGUCAAUACGAGAGUAAUCGCACAGUAUCGUCUCCAACAUCGCACAAAGUUCAUGCCAUCAGACUGUGUAAUGCCUAUUGGGUUGGUCAGGAAACAGUUGAACCUCAUAUAGAUAGACUCAUACGUGGGAUGACAUCUACAAUAAGCGAACAGGAAGACCAUAUUUUAGUUCCUGAUUUGAGAGAACAUUUAUUUGGAACUUUGGAUUUUUCUCGUCGCGAUCUAGCAGCUUUAAAUAUACAGAGAGCUAGAGAUCAUGGUCUUCCUGGAUAUAACGACAUCAGACAGGCAUAUGGAUUACCUCGUGUGGACUGGAACGGCAUCAACAACGAAACUGUUAAUGGUGGAAAAAUCAAUAAAAGCCUAAUCGAUGCAAUUGAAAGAGUACGGAGUUUAUAUGGCAACAGUUCAGCACCUGACGAACUUGAUCUAUUUGUUGGAGGAAUGUUAGAAACAACAUUUGAUGGACCAGGGCCAUUGUUCAGAAACAUAAUUCUUGAUCAGUUCUUACGCAUUCGACAUGGGGAUAGGUUUUGGUAUGAAAAUACAGAUGAAAGAUUUCGCCAGUUUGAUGACGCAACGAUUGAUAAAAUCAACAACGUAACUUUGAGAGACAUCAUUCUGAAAGUGACGAGAAUAAAAAGUGACGAACUUCCAAGUGAUGUUUUCCUAAGUUUCGAUGACCCAUGUCCGCAACCAGUACAACUAAAGGCAGACUCAAACCAGAUGGUCAAUUCGACAAUAACCAUUGAAAAUUGCACCAGACUACAACACUAUGAUUAUUUCUCUGGAAGUGAAGUUUCUUUUCCAUUAACAUUUGUUUUCCUGGGACUAUGUGUCCCUGCUACAAUCGGGAUAAUGUUAUUCCUAAACAAAAGAAAACAGAAAGAAAUUGCUGAAGCUCGAAAAAGACUUGCACCAAAACGACAAAAAACUGCUGAUCCAAAUACUUUUACUGUUGUUGAAUGGGUUGGACCUAAAAACGGAGAGAGAACAGAUAAAAUAGUAUUUGACAAAGAGAGAAAGAAGAUUCAUGUAAAUGAUUUACGUAGAAAACCACUUAGGAUGUUGGAUUUUAGACGUAUAGAGGGGACUGCUCAGAAGGUUCAUUUCCGAAUAUCAACUGACCAUGAAAACAACAUGCUUUCUGUGAGGUUACCUGGAGAAAUAGAUUUGAUUCUCAAAUUUAAUGACAUGGAAGAAAGAGAGGGAUUUACAAUGGCAUUGGAAGGGUUUUUAAGAGACCUACAAAUCAAUCGUGAAAAACAUCAGUUUACAGAAAAGACCAUAAUGGAUGAAGCUAAUACAAAAGAGAAAAGACAAGAAUUGUUAGACACAUUCUUCCGUGUUGUCUGCUUGCAGGGAUUUAAACAUGUAAGAUCUAAUGUAGACAUGGGUCAUAACAUACAACUGGAAGAACUAAACAAGAUUAGAAACAUUCAACUGACACGUACUGAAUUUUCUGAAGCACUUGGUCUGAAACCCACAUCAGUGUUUGUACGAAACAUGUUUCUUAUGGUUGAUAAAGACAAAAAUGGAUUUGUUGGAUUUGAAGAAUUUCUAGAUCUCUUUCAGAUUUUAGCAGCUGGUGAUGCCGAAGAAAAAGCACAGAUGAUUUUCAAUAUGUAUGACAUUAAAAAGCAAGGGCAUCUCACAAGACAAGAUUUCAGCAAAAUGUUAAAGUCGCUUCUUGACCUGUCAGACACAUCCAUUGACCAGAAAGACCUCAAUAAUUUGAUAGAUACUAUGUAUUCAUCAGCCGGUUUGUCACCAGCAGAAAAGAUUGGAUUCGAGAGUUUUAAGAAGAUUUUUGCCUCUGAAGAAUAUGGAAGCACUCUUCAAAAUGCUACACUGAAUAUCACAUCUGACGCAGUUGGAGAUUUGAAACAAAAUAAAUCAGCAAGAUUUGAACAGAGAAGAAAGACAUUCAUAAAGAGCUACCGAACUUUAGACCGUAAAGCAGACAACAGAAAAUCUAAAGUGCGUGUGACUACAAAACAGAAAGAAUAUCCACAAACAAAACUGAGACAGAAAUGGUUUGAGUUUAUCAGUUAUGUGGAAAACUACAGAUUACAAAUUUUCUGGGUUACCUUAUACUCUUUAGUAACAGUUGGAAUAUUCGUAGAGAGAGCAUAUUAUUAUUCCGUGGAUAGAGAGCAUGGUGGACUCCGACGAAUUGCUGGAUAUGGUGUAACAAUAACACGUGGUGCUGCCAGUGUUAUGAUGUGGGCAUAUUCUUGUUUGCUAGUGACAAUGAGCAGAAACACUAUCACAUUUCUGAGGGAGACGUUUCUGCAUAAAUUUAUUCCUUUUGACUCUGCAAUUGCUAUGCAUAAGUUUAUUGCAGCAUUAGCUCUUGUUUUCACAGUUGUACAUUGUGUUGGACAUGGAAUAAAUUUGUACCAUAUCACUACACAACCAUCAUCUGAUGCUAACUGUUAUUUUAGGGAAUAUUUCAGGGCGACGAACGUGCUUGCAUCUUUUCACUACUGGGCAUUCCAGACAAUAACAGGAAUGACUGGAAUUAUUCUGACUUUGAUUGUAAUAGUGAUGUAUGUGUUCGCCAUGCCGUUUGUCAGACGUAACCUGUUCAGGGCGUUUUGGAUAACUCAUAGUUUUUAUAUCUUACUAUAUAUUUUCCUUAUUAUGCAUGGUCUUGGCAGACUGGUGCAGAGUCCCCUUACUCAUUAUUAUCUCUUAGGACCAUUAGUACUGUUUGUUUUGGACAAACUAUUCAGUUUAUCACGGAAUCAGAUACUGAUUGAAGUAAAACAGGCCGAACUUCUACCCUCUGAAGUGACUGCACUGAAAUUCAAAAGACCAUUGAAUUUUGAGUACAAAUCUGGACAGUGGGUACGAAUAGCUUGUAUAAAGUUGGGAGAUUCGGAAUAUCACCCAUUUACUCUAACAUCUGCGCCUCAUGAGGACUUCUUGAGUCUACAUAUCAGGGCUGUAGGACCGUGGACAACGAAUCUCAGAAGAGUUUACGAUGCAAAUCAAAUAGAAGAGGGAGACAAAUAUCCACCAUUAUAUGUUGAUGGUCCAUUCGGCGAAGGCCAUCAAGAUUGGUAUAAAUAUCCCGUUGCUGUAUUAGUUGGUGGUGGCAUUGGCGUCACACCUUUCGCAUCAAUUCUAAAGGACAUUGUUUACAGAUCUAAAUCUCCUGUAAAAUUUCCAUGUCAAAAGGUCUAUUUCAUUUGGGUUACCCGAUCUCAAAAACAAUUUGAAUGGUUGACAGACGUGAUUCGUGAGGUUGAAACCAAUGAUACAAAUAACCUGGUGGCUACACACAUAUUUAUCACUCAGUUUCAGCAGAAAUUUGAUUUGAGAACCACUAUGCUGUACAUAUGUGAGCGUCAUUUCCAAAAGAUUGCAGGAAAGAGUUUGUUUACUGGCUUGGAGGCAAAAACACAUUUUGGACGACCAAACUUUCAAGAUUUUCUGAAGUCACUGAAAUAUGAACAUCCUAAUGUUAAGCAAAUAGGAGUUUUCAGCUGUGGUCCUCCACCAAUGACUUUACAGGUAGAGAAAGCAAAAACUGCAGUUAACAAGAUAGAGGGAUUUCCCACAUAUUCACAUCAUUUUGAGAAUUUUUGACACAUUCAAAAGAAUUAGAAAUGUGUGGUUUAUCUUCAUGCAAACGUUUUGAUAAAUAUGCCAGUCCAAUAACGUAAAAAAUAUAUACAUAGUCAUCUAUUGUCACAUUUAGCAUAUAUUUUACAUUUAUACUGCCUGUAAAUUUCAUUACAAAAAAUAUUUGCAUGUAUUUACUAAACUGGUGUUGAACAUGUCCAGUCUUUGGUGGUUUGGCUUGAAAAUAUAUUUUACAUUAAAUGUUGUUAUGCUAACUUGUUUUAUUGUAGACAAUUUCUUAUCAUAUUGCAAAACCAAAAUUUUUAGAACUUGCAAAUUAACAAUUUUUCUGUCCUAUUUUACAAUUUUUCAAAAUGAAGAUACGAUAAAAGCUUAACUUUUAUAAAAUAGACUGCUAAUAGAGUUCUUAGAAAAUCAUGUGACGAAAUAAAAGAAACUUUAUAUUGUGUACACGUAUAGUGUAUCUCUUAUGAUAUAUUACUGGACGUUGAUAUAUAAAAUGUCUCAAUUCCAAUCAUUCCUCAUCUACCUUUUUUGUCAAACGUUGUUAACUUAGAAUUAUAUGUUUAAAGAAAAUUUUACAUACAACCUUUUUAUGUAUUUUAGGGUAUUGACAUAGAUAAAAGUCGUCAAUGCAGUUUAUGAUCAUAAAACUUUUUUACAUUAUUUCAUUCACAGUUGAAUCUUUGGAAAUUUCCUUUUGAUAUUUUAUUCGGUUGAACUAGGCUUAAUACAAACGCAACUCAUUAAAAAAAAAGAAAAGAAAAAAACUAUCCCAGUAAUGACACUGUGAAAUCAGAAAAGCUCAAGAGCCUUUAUGCUUGGGAAGUCAGACAAAAGAGAUAAAAAUUGAAAUAUAUGUAAAUCUUUUUAAAUUAACGACUGAAGAAAAUUUACUCGAUAUUUUGAGCAUAACAAAAAAUUUAAAAGGUCGUUGUAAUAGCUGAUAAUAUGACUAAGUACUAGAAUAAUCUCAUUAUUUUAUAUCUAUAACAAAACGAGUGAAAAAAAGUAGAAAAAAAUGAAAAAACAGAUGUCACUUCAUCCAUCUAAGACCAUAAAAAUAAUCCAAAACUGGUUACCAAACCUUUGAAAUAUACGACUUAAUGCAAAUAAUAACUUUAAAUCUAAAAAGAUAGGAAUCAAUUCUGUGUUUGAUAUAUUAAAACAUGAUCAAUACGAAACUGUUAACAUAAGGGGUUUAUUUUCUCACUUUGUUCACAGACAUCUGUUAUUAAGAUCUCAAAAUAUUAGCAACAAAUGAUUGAUAUACUUAAAAUAAGUAUAAAUGUAUAUAUACACAUCAUUAUUUUUAACUUAGAUUUUUUUACUCAUAAAUAUACUUUUCAUAAAUAUACGCAUUAUUAAUUGUAUACUUUGAUUACUUCAAUAUUGUAUCCAUGGUUUAAUCAAUAAAAUGAGGAUAACUA